AUCGUGGGCGUGCCUCAACGGCAGAGCUGAAAUGAACGGUCAUCAGCGCAAUCCUCUCAGGGCUCGCCAUGUGAUAUCACCAGGCCUGCCAGGCUAGUUGACAGGAACAAGAAAAACCGCUCUGUCCUGUCUGGAUCGAGUGGCAGUUAUCGUCUAUGACCUGACAAGAUUAUUUUGGAUUACCCCCCUACCCCAAGGAUUAAUUCACUCUGUCUUUCUAAAUGGAGAUGACUGAGCGGUUGAACUGAUGAAUGGGACGAGCCAUUCCUGAAUCAAGAGCCAGAGGAGGCCGGGCUGGUCUGAUGACGAGCAUGACUUUGAGCCAAUCCACAGAUGCAUGCACGCGCACAGAAUCCACCCAAGCACCAAGUCCCCUUCUUCCUGACUUUUGAAUCUGCGUGUCAGAGGGUUGGUGGUCUUGGGGCUUAGUUAGACCCUGCCCCUCCAUGCCCACCCUCUAAGUUGACCCUGGCACCCUUGAAAUGGAUCAGGGCGCUAGCGAGCAACCUGCCGCGGAGGAGCCAGACUCUGGGGCACGAGCCGAGUCGGGAGUGCGCCGGAGGGCCUCCGCGCCAGAGCACAACCUGUCCAAAAUUACUCUCAAUGCCCUGGAGAACAUGGGCGCGCUCGGCCAAGGCCUGAAGCAGCUCUUUCAAACCCAGCGCCGGCGCUCAUCUGUCGUGCCACAAGACCUCUCCUCCUCCUCUGCGAGCCCUGCACCUGAGGCCGCAGAGGCGGGGUCAGAGUCAGGGGAAGCCUCCGCACCUAACAUCAUGUCUCCUGACUCUGACCUCCCACCCACUUCCACCCCCCCCGCAGCUCUGAGCCGUGUGCUGCAGCAGAUCCGAGGUGCUCCCCCCAUGAUGAAGCGAGGGACCAGCCUGCAGAGUCGCCGCAGCAAGACUGGGGGGGGAGGGGAGCCCCCCCAGAAGGGCAGCCCCCAGAUCCAUCGGCGCAGUACACAGGAGGCUUUGAUGCAGGCUGGACGCCCGCGGUCCUCAUCCACCACGGACACUCCCAGCAGCCCUGCCUUGGUCGACAUGCUCCUGACCUCCGGCUACCACUCCACUGAGGAAUCAGAUCGAGGGGAUCGGCUCGAGGUGUCUGGCUUGGCCGCGUCCCCCAACGCUCUAUCCGGCAGCUCAGACGGCGGCGGUGCAUACGGCGUAGACUCAGUGGACAGCGUUCCUGACCCGCAGCGAACCAAACAUGCUAUUUCACAGCUGCAGCAGAAGAUUCUGAAGCUCACGGAGCAGAUCAAGAUCGAGCAGACGGCACGCGAUGACAACGUAGCUGAGUACCUGAAGCUGGCCAACAAUGCUGACAAGCAGCAGAGCACACGCAUCAAGCAAGUGUUUGAGAAGAAAAAUCAGAAGUCGGCACAGUCCAUCCAGCAGUUGCAGAGGAAGCUGGAGCAUUAUCACCGCAAGCUGAGGGAGGUCGAGCACAACGGCAUCCCACGUCAGCCCAAAGACGUGCUCCGUGACAUGCACCAAGGACUGAAGGACGUCGGUGCAAAGGUGACCGGAGGCCUCUCCAGUAUCUCCCAGGCCACUCACUCAGCUGCAGGCGCCGUUGUCUCCAAACCGCGUGAAUUCGCUUCGCUCAUCCGCAACAAAUUCGGCAGUGCAGACAACAUCUCGUCCCUGAAAGACUCUUUGGACGAGACACAAGGUGACGAGCCUGUGCCAGGUGUUGUACCAAGUGCCGGGACCUCAGUCGCUAGAGCCAUAGCACCUGGCCAGUUGCAGUCAAGCCCUAAGUAUGGCAGCGAGGAUGACUGCUCGAGUGCCACAUCAGGCUCAGCAGGGGCGAACAGCACCACUGGAGCCCCUGGAGGACCCCCGAGCUCGAAGGGCAACACGCUGGAGCAAGGCCAGGCAUCAGGCCUCGACGCCUUGUUUCAUGAAAUCCAGGAGUUGCGUGAGAAUCAGGGCCGGCUGGAGGAGUCAUUCGAGAAUCUGAAGGGUCACUAUCAGAGGGAUUAUACAGUAAUCAUGCAAGCCUUACAGGAGGAGAGAUACAGAUGUGAACGUCUAGAGGAACAACUGAACGAUCUCACAGAGCUGCAUCAGAAUGAAAUUCUCAACCUGAAGCAGGAGUUGGCCAGCAUGGAAGAAAAAAUCGCAUACCAGUCUUAUGAACGGGCCAGAGACAUACAGGAGGCACUGGAGGCCUGCCAGACCCGCAUCUCAAAAAUGGAAUUGCAGCAGCAGCAGCAGCAGGUGGUGCAGUUGGAGGGGUUGGAGAAUGCCACGGCACGCACCUUGCUCGGCAAGCUCAUCAACGUCCUGCUGGCAGUCAUGGCUGUCCUCCUGGUGUUCGUGUCGACGGUGGCAAACUGUGUGGUCCCACUUAUGAAGACGCGCAGCCGCACGCUUUCCACGCUACUCCUCGUCGUCGUCCUGGUCUUCCUCUGGAGGAACUGGGAGGCCAUGUCGCAGUACCUGGACCGCUUCUUGCUGCAAUCUAGAUGACCUGCACGGGAAGGUAUAUCGGCUUUAAGGGAAAGAGAGGGCAGGGCCUGACGACGGGCCUGGAGACAAGCGCACUGCCUCAGCCGCUAUGCGCUCCAGACCAAGGAGCUCAGCUGGGACAGAUGUCGAGAAAUCUCGUAGAUGAUUUUGAUGCUUUGUUCCUUGCCCAAGGAGUGAAUUUGUUUACAUUUUGAUGAAGUUUUUUUUUUUCUGUCUACUGGAAAAAAAUAAUGCAGAGGUUUUUUUUUUUUUUCUUUCUUUCUUUUUCUUUGGUGUUGAAAGUGAUGCAAGUUGUGUUGCUUGAUGUCCUUGUAUAAUUAUAGUAAGAGUAUAAAAUUUAUGCAAAUAACCAGGAUCUGGUUUUGCGGCACUGAAAUAACACUGGAGUGUAUCGAGUUUAAACAGGAUAACGUUCUCUUCAUCAGCAUAGCCUUCAUCGCUAUCAUCGCUCAGCUUGUUACCCUUUCUAAUGCAUUCAGUCUGCUGUUACUCUUUUCCUCCAUAAAACUUUCUUUCACUCUCUCUCUCUUUCUCUUUAUAUGCACAUCUGUCUUUCUUGAAAUCUCUUUCCCCUCCUGCGCUGUUCCACCUUUUUAUGACCCAUUGCUGCUGACAGGACUUCCACAAAAUCAUCACUGGAAGAAAUGGGUUCAGCUUGUGCAAAUGAGCUUUGUUUAAUUAGCUGGGCUGUAUUGGACCGGGCCACGGAACGGGAGAGUUUUUGGCCUUUUAAAGACCCGUGCUGCCCUGCCUUUGCUUCUCUAGCUCUGCCCAUCAUGCCCCCUGUUGGCCUGCUCUGAUGGUGGCACUGCCUCCAACCCAUGAACAGAAUGAACAUACUUGAAGAGCUAGAAAGGCUCAAAGACUAUCAGUGCUUCCGUACUGUUUCUUAUAGCGACAAUGAAAUAGUCCUUUUUAGUUUUUAUUUUUUAAAAUUAAAUGAAUAAACGGGCUGUUUUAAA
This is a messenger RNA of Clarias gariepinus (North African catfish), 3439 nucleotides long. It is a transcript of the gene tmcc1b, whose product is annotated as transmembrane and coiled-coil domain family 1b. NCBI's taxonomy places the organism in Eukaryota, Metazoa, Chordata, Actinopteri, Siluriformes, Clariidae. The coding region runs from base 483 to 2477 and encodes 664 amino acids. The record is from RefSeq and is a predicted model, not a curated record. The transcript is spliced from 8 exons. Gene Ontology annotation, cellular component: endomembrane system.